GUCGGCUGCCUUUCCGCUGACUCUGGACCCACCAUGCAGGAGCACAGCCGUGGAAGAUGAGGAAGACUUUAUUGCUAUGCUUUAUCCACGGCUUCAAGGGCGGGGAUGAGACGUUCAGAACGUUUCCGAGCCACGUGAAGGCGCUGCUCCAGCAUGCCCUGCCCAAGGUCACCAUCCUCACCAUCACGUAUCCCCAAUUUGAGACAAGAGGCGACUUGCACGAGUGUGUAGGGAGAUUCAAGGAAUGGCUACAGGACAAGAUCAUUGAUCUCGAGGUGGCUAACUCGACGCCCUCGCCCACAGUCGACCCCUCGGUGCGGACCAUCUUGGUGGGCCACUCCAUGGGUGGCAUUGUAGCGGCAGAAACACUGCUCUCCAUUCUCUCGGAACAGCCGAUCCACUCACAGUCGAAUUCGCAAACGGGCGCCGAGUCGCUGUCGGAACACUCGACGCUCAUGUUCCCGUACAUACAAGGUAUCCUCGCCUUCGACACGCCAUAUCUAGGCAUUGCGCCGGGCGUGGUAGCCCAUGGCGCUGAAAAGCAUUGGAAUACGGCGAGCUCGGCAUACUCUGCGUACACAAACCUCGCCGGUGCAUUUGGAUGGGGUGCCAAAGACACGGCCUCCAGCACGGUCGAUACAAGCAAGAUGCUCCCUGCGCCCGCGACCUCUCCAAGCGCGGAUGCGGCAUCAGCGCCUUUAUGGCAGCGCUACGGCAAAAUGGCUAUGUUUGCAGGAGCCGCAGGAGCCAUUGCAGCCGGCGGUGCCGCAGCAUACAUGAAGAAAGACCAGAUCAGCCAGGGCGUAACGUGGGCAACGUCGCACCUAGAAUUCGUCGGCGUCCUUGCACGGCCCGAGGAACUGCGUAAGCGAUUAGAGAAGAUUGCAAAGUUUACUACAACACAUGAGCUUGGCUUCUGCAACAUGUAUACUACUUUGGGCCACGCUAUCAACAGUGAGAACAAAGAGCACGGCUGGACAGGCAAAGUCGCAGGCAAAGACCGCACUUUUUGCAAUCUACCCAAGGGCCCGCUAAAAAAUUUCUUCAUUCCUGCUGUAAACGAUAAAGCUACGGCUGAGACAUGGGCGCACACGUCCAUGUUCGAUCCCCGCAAUAACCCGGGCUACUACACGCUCAGCGAGACAGCCAAGGAAAAGAUUAUCGAGUGGACCGAGAACACGGAGUGGUAUGGAGAAAGCGAGGGACCGCUGAUAGGUGAAGUAGGUGAAGAAGCAGAGAUUGUGGAGCGUCAGGAGGUGGAUGAGCAGAUGCAAAAAGAGGCGGAUGCGAAGGAAGCAGAGAAGGCGAAGAGUAAAGGGGAUGGGGAUGGGCUGGAGGAGGAAGGAGGGUUUGUGCAUCUCAAACAGGGGGCUGAGGCUGCGGAGUGGGAGGAUGAGGCGAGAAAGAGGACGGAGUUGUGAUGGUUGAAGUCGCGUUUUCGUGGUAUACCCCCCUUUGCUUGCUAUCAAGUCUGUAAGUAAGUACCCACAUAGUUAAGGCCUGUUCGACCCGUCCUGCUUCUUUAACCUAGUAGUCUCUAUACUAUAUAAAUUCAAUGCCCACUAUCCCUUUAGCCUCU
Molecule: messenger RNA, 1579 nt
Organism: Bipolaris sorokiniana ND90Pr
Lineage: Eukaryota; Fungi; Ascomycota; Dothideomycetes; Pleosporales; Pleosporaceae
Exons: 2
Coding region: 57-1421 (454 amino acids)
Source: RefSeq, a predicted model, not a curated record